Messenger RNA from Sphenostylis stenocarpa, 201 nucleotides. The record is from the annotation of a GenBank genome assembly. Lineage: Eukaryota; Viridiplantae; Streptophyta; Magnoliopsida; Fabales; Fabaceae.
AUGAACUCCGACGGAAGCACAGACGAAGCCAUGAAUACAUCAGUAAGGAAGCUUCUGAUUUACCAAUUCCACGCUAAGGCUAGAGUCCUGUUAAUUUUCUUUGAAAACCAUGAACCCACUUUCCUUAAUGUCAUCCGCCCAUCUAGUGGGAGGGGUCAACCAUCUGGUGAGAAUUCUUUAAAAGUGUAUUGCCGUGCUUAA